AUGAACUGUGUGUUAAUGCAGCGCCAGCUAGCGCUACUUUUGCACGCCGAACGUUGUCGACGUUUGGAGAACGAUGGGCUCACCUUGACAUGCAAUAUCCGACACUGCAUGCUUAUGCGGCAAGUGCUGGACCAUAUGGACAAAUGCCUUCAUGAAGAUGGUUGUAGUGUAGCACACUGCCGUUCGUCCAAGCGUAUCCUCCGACAUUUCAACGUAUGUAGUGCUUGGUCUUGUGAUGUUUGCACUGCGGUAAAGAGACCGCUCAUCAAAGCGGAUAUGCCGUCGCAUCCAGGAACAGAAUAUCAGAACGGGCCGGUCUGCAACUUCGUGUCUUCUGGAUCAAAACCCGAUACCACCACAGUGAACGGAAUAAAAAACCCAUCACCACACUAUGAAGUGACCCCUACUCCAUGUUCAUCAUCACCAGCACUGAAUGGUGAAAUUGGUCGCAACAAUCGUAACAGUUUUCCUUUAACCGAUGAACAGCGUAAAGAUGCGAUGAAAAAAUUUGUCAAUGUCUCUUUAUCAAUAUUCCCAGCUGCUAACUCCACCGCUUACAACGAUCCUAGAAUGCAACAAUUUCUUGAUCAUCUAAAACGAAUGGAGAAAGAUAUAUUUAUGAAAUCAAAAACUGCAGAAGAGUACUAUGCUGCAUUGACCGCUCGCUACCAGAGUAUCCACUCCGAACUCAAGGAACAACGGAGGCUUCGUGGUGCUCGUCCUUUGGAACCCAGCAAUGAGGAGAGCAAUAUAAAAAGCGAGGCACACUCCGGACGGUCAUCAGAGAGCACAGAACCAGAUCGAGUUUGUGAUGGGUCAGAGGUGGUGUGUAAACGUGAGGAUGCCACACCGGUGGAAGAAUCGCGCAGUUCUCCUGCGUCCUCUUCAGCGACUAGCUUUGUAAAGUCUGUCUCGAUGGAUACGGUGGCUUCACAGCAGGUAAAUCAAGACUGCUGUGAACCACCAACCAAUACGCCGUCCGCCGAAAUAAAAAGCUCUUCCAUCGACACCACGCAGCCAGCAACGGCGCCCACCACGCGAUCUCCCAGAGAUGGCGACGUAAACUCCGAUGUAACCAUGUCAUCUGAUGUCAAGCCUUCUGACGAACUGAAGUCGGAUGCAGGUCAACAGCCACUCCGUGAGGCCUCUAACCGUGCCGUAUGGUAUCCGAAUGAGUUGCAACGCUACUUCUUACCAGUCGUGGACAGAAUCAGUAAGGAGAAAGACGCCGAGCCCUUUCUUCAGCCCGUCGAUUGGGAAAGUUUGGAAAUUUAUGACUAUCCCCAAAUCAUUACCCAUCCGAUGGACCUCUCGACAAUCCGCAAAAAGCUGGAAAACCGGGAAUACAAAGAUCCAUGGAGUGUAGUGGAUGACUUCUGGUUGAUGUUCAACAAUGCUUGGCUCUACAAUAAAAAGACUUCCAAGGUGUACAAAACUUGCACAAAGUUGGCCGAAUUUUUCGAGACUACGAUAGAUCCCGUAAUGCAACAGCUUGGAUUUUGUUGUGGACGCGAAUAUUACUAUUUGCCGCCUCCGUUGACUUGUCUGACUCCAAAAUUUUGCACUAUCCAGCGUGAUGCUGUGUACUAUGUGUACAAAAACGAUGACCAAACACCAGGUUUGUUAGAACAAAAGUACACCGUCUGUGAGAGGUGCUACAAUGAAGCUGGCGAUGAAAUUCGUCUGGAUAGCGAGUCUUCCACCGUUGUAACCGUCCAAAAGAAUCUGAUGGAAAAGUGUAAAAACGACAGGAAGGAAAAGGAGCCGUUUGUAUUUUGUAAAAAGUGUGGUCGCAAAUGGCAUAGAGUUUGUGCGAUUCAUGCAGAUGAGGUUUGGCCUGAGGGAUUUGUUUGUAACCGCUGUAUGAGAGAUUAUGGUUUAAAGCGUCCAGAGAAUCGCUACACUGCACGAAAAUUGCCCACUUGCCGACUGAGCAACUUUUUGGAGAAGCGCGUCAACGACUUUCUAAAGAAGAAAGGGACCGAUGCAAGCGAUGUAAUCAUCCGAGUCUUAGCCUCAGCCGAUAAAACCGUAGAAGUGAAGCCUGGUAUGAAAUCUAGGUUUUGUGAGACGGGUGAUAUGCCUGAGUCGUUCCCCUAUCGUGUCAAAGCUAUAUUCGCCUUCCAAGAAAUCGAUGGGCAAGAGGUUUGUUUCUUCGGGUUGCAUGUGCAGGAGUACGGAUCAGAAUGCCCUCCGCCAAAUACUCGACGAGUUUACUUGGCCUAUCUGGAUUCAGUUUAUUUCUUCCGUCCCAAGCAAUAUCGGACUGACGUGUAUCAUGAAAUUCUGGUUGGUUAUAUUCACUACGCUAAGUUGUUGGGCUACGCGGUGGCCCAUAUUUGGGCCUGUCCACCAAGUGAAGGCGAUGAUUAUAUCUUUCACAUGCAUCCUACAGACCAAAAAAUCCCUAAACCCAAGCGACUCCAAGAAUGGUAUCAGAAGAUGCUCAAGAAGGCACUGCUAGAACGGAUUGUGGUUGAUUAUAAGGAUAUAUGCCAGGAGGCUUGCGAAUCUGGGCUGGUUUCACCCACAGAACUGGCAUACUUUGAAGGUGAUUUCUGGCCAAAUACGCUGGAAGAAUUAUUCAAGGAAAUGGAUGAAGAGGAUGCGAAACGGAAACGCGAGCAAGAAGCACUUGCCCGUGACGAUGACGACGACGAGACGAAGGAGAAUCUGCAAACGCGUGAGAAUGAGAAAAACCCUGGUAAAAAGAAAGCAAAGAAACGGAAGAUGAAGCGCAACGCAUCGCUAUCCCUGUCGGGUAAACGAAAGCGGCUCAACGGUGGAAAUUCCGCGGAUGCGUCCAGCGAAGUUGCCCGAAGGGUAUACGAGAUCAUGGAAAAGCACAAAGAAAAUUUCUUCGUUAUUCGUCUGCAUCCGCAAAAUUCGGUUUCCUCUCUUCCUGCAAUCAAGGAUCUUGACCCGCUCAUUAACUCAGACCUAAUGGAAUGUCGGGGUGCUUUCCUGGAGCGCGCACGCGAGAAACACCUAGAGUUUUCUUCUGUUCGCCGAGCCAAGUAUUCCACUUUAGUAAUGUUGUAUGAGCUUCACACUGAGAACCGACAACCACUUAUGUACACAUGCAACGUGUGUAACGUACAACUGGAGACUCCUUGGCACUGCAGACAGUGCGUCGAAUACGAUCUCUGUCCCCGGUGUUAUGAAACAGAAAAGCAUCCUCAUCCUAUGGUUCAGAUUGGUUUGGGCCUGGACGAUGGUACUAAGCAUUCGGACGUGGAUAGCGAAGCUGCCGCUGUACAGGAAUCCGGUCGUGAUAAGCUCAGUCGUCUAGUGAAAGCUCUGGGUCAUGGGUGUUCUUGUCGCGAUGCAAAUUGCCGCGUAUUUGCCUGCAAGACGAUGAAAUCGAACGUGCAACACUUCCGCGUCCAUGCGGCCGCUGCGCGUAAUCAGUGUAACGUUUGCCGCUCUUUAUCGUUCCUCUGUUACUAUCAUUCAAAGACCUGCCAAGAGCUGAAAUGCCCCGUUCCGCUCUGUCCCAAAUGGAAAGCCAAGAUGAAACAGCAGCAAAAGCAACAGCGCCUAGAGCAAACUCAGAUGUUACGCAGACGCAUGGCAACUAUGCAACGAUACAAUAGCAUGGCAUCCAGCCAGCAAUCUGACCCAUCGGGACAGACUCCACAGCCGCAGCAUCAACCGCCGUCUGCUUCGGACUCUGUGUCUUCUCCCGUGUCAACAUCAACGCAGUUGUCUCCAUACGGUCCUAACCCAACUGGUCCAGCUACUACGUCUUUCCCUGCGAUGACGUCCCCACUAUCCAGAACAUCAGCGUCACUGCCGUCACCGCAACAGCAACCCUCGUUCUACCAGUCGUCCAGUUCUCUUGGUUCUGUGCAGCAUGCCUACCCGAAACAGGUUGCCAGCAACUCAACAGUCCCAUCCUCACCAUCGCUGACUUCACCUCAGCACAUGGGUUCGGCCACAUAUUCAUCCGCAAGUCCCUAUAAUUCUGCCGUCCAUCAGACCGUUGGCGGUUGCAUGGAUUCCCCGGACGUGAUGAAAGGUGACGUCGGUAGCUCUCCGGCCUACGCCUACCAAUCGCUCCAUCGGAGUCAGUCUGUCGUGCUGCCACCUGGUGGAAUGAUGCAUCAAUCGAGAUCCCAUCAACUGGAUCGGCCACAGUCGGUUCAGUUUAAUUCUGGUCCAAGUCCUCAGCCGUCUCUGCCCAGUGGACACCCGCAACUGAUACGACAAUCAUCCGGUUCAUCACAAUACAAUGCCCCUCUUUCACCACGGUAUCAACAGUUUUAUGCCGCGCAACCUGCAACAGGUACAGAUAACCAAACGUAUGUUCAGUCCGGCGUAUCGAUCCCACCUCGAGUCUGCACCGAGGGCCAACAUUCCUCUCACCCCAAGCAACCGUCACAACUUGCAUCUCAGCGACAUUCCUCAUGUGGAUCGCUCAGUGAAAUCCAACAUCCUGGUCUACCUGCACCCACACAAUAUCCUGCGGGCAUUAGCACAGCAAAUUCCAGUUGGCGGCCGCCUCAACCCAAUCCUAAUGUUGGUUCAAAUCCUAACAUGUACAACCCGAUCCCUCAAACACGUGGACCAAGUAGCCCUUGUGCACCGAAUGUCACUGUCGCUCGAACGAUACCAGCCCCAUUACCCUCCACACCGCAUCCUUGUCUAACUCCACCACUGGGUUCUGGCGGCACCGUGUCUAUGGAAGAUGUCCAGCUAGUGAAACAAACCUACAAUGAAAUGCGCCAGCGUGGAGCUCUCAUGUCUGACUUUCCAUCUCAAAGGAUGCCAUGUGAAAGCAAAUCAAGUUCAAUCCCUUUCUCAGGGGCCAAAGGACUUGCCGGUAAGGUGCUCCUUAGGAGGCUGGUUUCGCUGUGGAACAAUUUCAGCAGGUUUACACUGUCGUCUCUGGUUAUUUUGCCUUCUGUAAUGGACGAUGCCAUCCUUCUUUUUGUCCAGUUUUCCAGUUGGCUCAACGCGAAUCCUCAUCUGUCCCGGGCGUGGCAGUUCCUGCAACAGUCACAUAUUCAAGCUCAGCAGCAACCUUUGACAAUGGGGCCUGGGUCAAAUACUGUACCAGUCGCGCACCCAGGUGGUAUGACCGUCCCCUCGUCCACCAAUUGCUAUUCUGUUUGUCAAGCACUUUCGACGGCUCCCCAGCCCACUCUCAACUCACGGUCCGUUCGACACCCACCUCAAGCAGGAUUCGUCUCGAAUCAACCAUCACUCCCUUUCCCCCAAUCCCAACAGUGGAACACCAUGUCAAUACAGCAUGCACGAUUCCGACCUGCUCCUCCACCACCGCCGCCACCCGGGUCUCAACCACAAUUUCCUUACUAUCAACAAGCAUCCAAGGUUGUUGGACCCACUGCCUCUCCAGUCGGGCACCAACCGCCACAGCUGAAUCCGGCCCCAUCACGUUAUGUUAACCAAAUGGGAGUCGUGUCGCAUCCUUCUCAAUCACAGCUCACUCCGCCCAGUCAACUACCCGUAUCUCCUCCAAUGGGAGGUGUACCUUUACCUCGAGGUGGAAGCAUGAUUCCCCAUGGGUCACAAGCCCAGCUUCUUCGACCGGGAAACUCGAACUUGUCUUCCGUAAGUCUUGCUCCAGGUCCUGGGAUGACUAUGGGUCCGACCCGUUCUCACCAGCCACACCCCCAGUAUUCCUCGUCUGUCAUGCUGUCCCAGUUGCUCGGCCCUGGACAACAACAGAGCAACAGCAGUGGUGCAGUCAAUCUUCCUUUACCCUCUUCACAUUACCCUAUGAUACCUCCAAAUCAAGCGCAGCAAUCCCUCUCCCGUCCAGAUUUCGGCCCUUCUUCCAACAUACUUCCUGUCACUCCGCACUACCAGGAAAGUGGCAAUAUUUAG
Messenger RNA from Opisthorchis viverrini, 5853 nucleotides. RefSeq lists its product as hypothetical. The record is from RefSeq and is a predicted model, not a curated record. NCBI's taxonomy places the organism in Eukaryota, Metazoa, Platyhelminthes, Trematoda, Opisthorchiida, Opisthorchiidae. Gene Ontology annotation, biological process: positive regulation of transcription by RNA polymerase II. The coding region runs from base 1 to 5853 and encodes 1950 amino acids. The transcript is spliced from 8 exons. Gene Ontology annotation, cellular component: transcription regulator complex; histone acetyltransferase complex. Gene Ontology annotation, molecular function: zinc ion binding; protein binding; transcription coactivator activity.